Musa acuminata AAA Group (dessert banana) is the source of this 3146-nucleotide messenger RNA. RefSeq names its product pentatricopeptide repeat-containing protein At4g38010. The record is from RefSeq and is a predicted model, not a curated record. Bases 26 to 1804 code for a protein of 592 amino acids. Gene Ontology annotation, biological process: RNA modification. The transcript is spliced from 2 exons. Gene Ontology annotation, cellular component: intracellular membrane-bounded organelle. Gene Ontology annotation, molecular function: RNA binding; protein binding. NCBI's taxonomy places the organism in Eukaryota, Viridiplantae, Streptophyta, Magnoliopsida, Zingiberales, Musaceae.
UCAACGGCCGUCGUUCGAAAGGACCAUGAACGUUGCCUCCGCCCACCCUUUGCAGUCCGCCCUCCUCUGCCUCCUCCGCCAGCGCAAGCGCAUCCGAUCCUUCGACCAAAUCCACGCUCUGCUCCUCACGUCCGGCGUCACCAAGGACUCCUUCGUGGCCGCCGAGGUCGCCGCCCUUCUUCCUGCUUUUGUGGCUCCUCCCGCGGCCUACUCAGCCGUCAAGCACAUCCACGGCGUCCGCCGCUACCAGUUCCCCCUGCUCUUCAACUCUUUGAUCUCCGGCUAUGCCAGGAGCAAGCACCCACACCUGGGCAUCGUCGCGUAUAAGCUUAUGCUCGCUGACAGCGUCUUUCCCGAUAGGUACACCUUCCCGAUCGUUCUGAAAUCUUGCAUCAAGUUCUCGGGGAUCGGCGAAGCCAGGCAGCUUCAAGGUGCCGCAGUUAAGCUGCGGUUCUCGUGCGAUCUGUUUGUCCAGAAUGCACUUGUUCACGUAUAUGCAGUGUGUGAGGAAUAUGGUGAUGCAGGUCUCCUGUUUGACGAAAUGCCCAUUAAAGACGCGGUCUCCUGGACCAGCUUGAUCUCGGGAUAUGUGAAAGGUGGAUUAUUCGGAAAAGCUCUGCAAUUGUUUUCUCUGAUGGAUGUGGAGCCGAACAUUGCAACUCUAGUUAGCAUCAUCGUCGCCUGUGGGAGAUUGGGGGCUUUGAAUGUGGGCAGGGCAAUACAUGCAUUGAUAUUGAAGCAUGACUAUGGGUUGAGUCUGGUUGCUGGAAAUGCCCUUUUGGAUAUGUACUUGAAGUGCGAGUGUUUGGAGGAGGCCAGACAGAUCUUUGAUGAACUUCCUGAAAGGGACAUAGUUUCAUGGACUAGUUUUAUUAGUGGGUUAGUGCAAUGCAAGCUUCCCAAGGAAGCUAUGGAUGUUUUCAAUUCCAUGCAGGCUUCUGGAGUGGAGCCAGACAAUGUCACUCUAUGUAGUGUUCUGUCAGCUUGUGCGAGCUUGGGGGCAUUGUCUUCUGGGAGAUGGGUCCAUGAGUACAUAGAGCGAAAGGGCAUUCAGUGGGAUGUUCAUCUAGGGACCGCAAUGGUUGACAUGUACUCUAAGUGUGGAUGCGUAGAUAUGGCAGUGCACAGCUUUCAUGAGAUGCCACAUAAGAAUGUUACCUCGUGGAAUGCAUUGCUUGGUGCCCUAGCCACUCAUGGUCAUGGUAAUGAAGCUCUCAAGUACUUCGAACAAAUGGCGGGAGUUGGUGUCAUUCCUAAUGAGGUUACCUUUGUAGCUAUUCUUUGUGCAUGUUGUCAUUCCGGCUUAGUAAAAGAGGGUUGUCAUAUGUUUGAUUUGAUGACUAAAUCCUACAAACUUGUGCCAUGGAUAGAACACUAUGGAUGCAUGGUUGAUUUGCUUGGUAGAGCUGGGUUCAUAUCAGAAGCUUAUGGACUUGUUAGAUCCAUGCCAAUUAGAGCUGACACUUAUGUAUGGGGAGCUUUACUGAGCGCUUGCAAAGCUCAUGGAAAUGUGGAACUUUCUCAAGAAAUCUUAUGCCACCUUCUUGAGCUGGAGCCUUCUGACAGCGGCGUGUAUGUGCUCCUCUCUAACAUAUUUGCUGCAGAUUGUAGGUGGGCAGAUGUAACAAGGGUGAGGAGGCUGAUGAGGCAGAGCAGUGUAAAGAAAGAAACAGGAACCAGUAUUGUCGAGGUGAAUGGUGAAGCUCAUGAGUUUAUAGUUGGAGAGUUUCUCCACCCAUUGAAGGAGGACAUUUUGCUAGCCUUGUGUACUCUAGAUAAACAAUUGCAACAUGGUGAACUAUAGCAGGGAUUCAAAACUAGUGGAAGGUGGUGCAGGCUCUCGAAAACUCUUUCCAGGUUUGACUCAAGUAACUUGCACCUUCAGCACAACAAGGGCAACAGAAGAUAAACAGAGCUCACAGUCGACUAUAUUCCACGAAUGUAUCAUGGUUCAAGUCUGCUGAUAUAAGCAUUCAAAAGAAAGAAGAUAAGCACAAAGUUAUGUCUACUGAAGCUGGAAGUCCUGUAAAAAAUUUAUGCAAGUGGGAGUUGAUGGGUUAUUGAAAGUUGGGCAAUCGACAAGCUGAUGUCCCAAAUAUUUGGGUAUGCAUUGCCAGGAAAGAAGGAUGCAGUGCUAUAAGGGCAUGAUGUACAAGUAUAUAAGGCAAUUGAUGUUUUUAUAUUCUUCUUACAGGAAUAAGCAAGGUAGGUCAAGAUUGUCAUGGAAGAAAUGUGAAACAUAUUCUAUUUAUAGAUUGAAGAGCUAGGCCUUGUAUACGUUUUAAAAUCCUGAUCUAGUUUCCCUACACUAUUACCUUUCAGGGUUGAACAACCUACAAAUUGUUUUAUUGAGGCCAAGAAAGAGGUAAUGAUGGAGGCAUUGGGAAAUAAUGGAUAAUUCUAUGUUCACAGACUUUGGUCAUGAAACUAAGCCGCAGCCUGCUCAUGUUGUCCUAGGCUUAUGCACCGCUCAUAGUUUCUGAACCAUAAUUCAUGUCUGACAUUUGGCAAACAGUGUUUGGUAUCAACAGGAUGCUUUUGCAUUUUACUCUUUAGAGGAUCUAGGUAGAUGCUGUUGCAUUUGUGUACUCUUUAGUGAGUUUAGGUAGAUGCUUUUGCAUUUGUGUUCUUUAUAGGAUCUGGAUAUGCACAAAGCACAUCCCAAUUUGGAAAGCACAGUGCAAUUCCAAAUGAUGGUUCCCUGGACAUUGAGUCAGGCACUAUAUAUAUGUCUGGUGAACUAAGUUAGAUAAUUUGCAUGAGUUAGUUGAACCCUAUUAUUGUUCUGAUGUACCUUCUUCCACCACAUCCAUUCUCCCUCUGGCAGUUGAAGAACAUCGCAGCUACAGGAUCCCCUAGGUUGUAAACUGCUGCAAAAUCCCUUGUGCUGAAGUUUUGUCUCCAUCCAGGCGCAUAGAUGGAUUGGCGGACGGACUGCCGGAACAACACAAACACGAACCGGUGGAUUCCAGCGGUCGGCCGUGGACUCUCAUAGGAGACAAUUUCAUUGCCUAAAACACAAGAUCAGAAUUCAGAACAAUUUUUAUUGGUAAAAGAUGACAGAUUUAUACUCAGUGAGCUUGAUUCUUGGGCUUUGAAAUAUUUAUCUCUAACUUGCUCAGUAAGAAUUUUAGUUUUCGUCGACA